Solanum tuberosum (potato) is the source of this 1221-nucleotide messenger RNA. Its product is annotated as putative late blight resistance protein homolog R1B-23. The coding region runs from base 1 to 1221 and encodes 406 amino acids. The transcript is spliced from 2 exons. The record is from RefSeq and is a predicted model, not a curated record. NCBI's taxonomy places the organism in Eukaryota, Viridiplantae, Streptophyta, Magnoliopsida, Solanales, Solanaceae.
AUGUCUUGGGAACGAAUUCAACAACUUUCCGAUAUGUUAAACUUCCCUAAAACUUCAAUAGAUAGUGUCAUGCUCUUUACACUGGAACGCAAAUUCUGUGAUAUUUUCAUUAGCUUGCAGAGUUUCACAGAUGAACCUAACAUGCUGGAUGUCACUCGGAAAAUCCAAACUCUAUUUCAAGAUGCUGUAUUUGACCUUUCUCCACUGUACCUAACUGAGUACUUUGAUCUCUAUGCCUCUGAGGUUCAAAGCAAGAUUUUAUUGACCAAGAGGGAAAUUAGAGCCAAAUACUCCUUUCCUAAAAUAUCAUUACAACUUCCAGCCAAGUUUGUUAAGGAUAUCAUCCCUUCUGUGCUAGAGAAUAUUGGUGGUCUAGUGAAGAUUCAUGAUCCAUAUUCACCUCUUUAUAUUCCCGAAACAGUAUUGGAACAUAUAGAAGAUGUUUCAAAGGAAUUGAAAUUGCUGCUAAAUUUUGUCUGCUUUGCAGCAGAGAAGUUCAUAGAGCCUCAGAGCCAACAUCAUGUUAAUUUCCUCACUCAUGUUUUAGCUGUGUCCGGCCACAUAUCAACGCUUAUCUGGAUGUAUUUACCAGACUUGGCUCCAGAGCAAAUGAAUGUUAUGCUUUCUGAUUUCUUGCGAAUGAGGAUUAAGCCAAUUCAACCAUGCAUCUGCAAGAUCUAUGUUGAUGUCUUGCUAUCAUUAAAGUCGACAAUACAAUCAGGAUGGUGUACCAACAUCGGAAGUGAGGAUGUAAUUGACAGUGAAGGAUCACUUGGAAAUCCUUCAAAAGAUGCUCAACCUUUUGAGAGCCAAGUUCUUGAUUUGUCACCGAGAGGAGUGAACAUCACACAAGUUCUUGAUUUGUUAAGCAACAUUCAACGUCUAAGCAUAGACAUCUACCUCACCAUUCGGAAGGCGUUCCAAUCUAAUUUGCCUAGGAUUCAUGGACUAGGCUAUGUUGAUUGCCUUUUAAACAACCUGAAGAAGUUCCAAAUCCUCCAGUCAGAUUCACUAGCUUCUGUCAUGGACAAACUUCAAUUACUUCAGAAGGAAUUUGAGAACUUGCAACCUUUUCUACAGGUUGUUGCAGAAGAGCGAAACAAUGACCUCGACGAAAUUCAACGUUGUGCUACACAAUUGAUUGGCAAAGCACAUGAGGUAGAAUACAUAGUUGAUGCUUGUAUAAGCAAAAAAGCUCCUGAACUCCCAUCUUGUUGGUGA